CCUCGCCUUUAACUCGCCGCCCCUUCAGCGGCAGGAGCCAGCGGAGCCGCCGAGUCUCAGUGCCGGAGCCGGGCUGCGGGACGCUGAUACACCCGCCAGCGCCUCAUGAGCCUGCGCUAGGGGCGGCGGGCGAAGCGGGGCUGCCUCGCCCCAGGGCGGCGGGCGGAGAAGGAUGCUGCCGCGGGCAGGGCAGCUGCUCCGGAGCGCCAGGGGGAGAUGGCAGCAGCCCCUGGCCGCCGCCGCCAGAAGCGGUCGCUCCCUGCCGGCCGGGCCCCUGCCGGCUCCCCAGAUGCUGUGUCUGAAGCAAACUGGAAAUCUGAAGCACCAUAAAGCCGCAUGCUAUAGCACACUGGUGCCAUCUGAUGAAGUAACUGUCAAUUACAGAUAUGGCCUUCCUGUGGUAACCCUUAUGUUACCCUCAAGAAAAGAGCGCUGUCAGUUUACCGUCAAGCCAAUGUUAACAAGGGUAGGGACCUUCCUGCAGGAUAUACAGAAAGAAGAUAAAGGAAUUGAGAGGGCAGAAGUCUUUACAACAGAUGGUAGCAAGAUCCCUGCUACAGCAUUGAUGGAAGUUUUGUUGAUGAAUGACUUCAAACUUGUAAUCAACAACACAACUUAUAGUGUACAAGUCCCUGUAAAAGAGAAGUGGAGUAGAGAGCAUGCUGCUGAAGCAGAAGAUAUCAAAUCCUUGGUUCAUAGACUGUUCAUCGCCCUUCAUUUAGAAGACCACCAGUUAAGGAGAGAGAGAGAACUGCUUCAGAAACUGGACCACCUAAGGGAACAGCUGUUACCCCUUGAGCAGAUGAAAGCCAAAAUUGCAACAAGUGCAGAUGCAAAGACCAAUAGGCUCCUAUGGACUGGCUUAGCACUACUGUCCACUCAAGGUGGAGCCCUGGCCUGGCUCACGUGGUGGGUCUAUUCAUGGGAUAUAAUGGAGCCAGUGACAUAUUUUAUCACGUACGGGAGUGCCCUGGCAUUCUAUGCUUACUUUGUACUUACUAAACAGGAUUAUGUUUACCCAGAUAUUAAAGACAGGCAAUUCCUCCACUACUUCUACCGGAAAUCCAGAAGCCAACAUUUUGAUGUGGAACAGUAUAACAAGCUAAAAGAGGCACUGGCAGAGGUUGAAGAGUCCCUGAGACGCCUGCAUCAGCCCCUACAUCUGCAACUUCCAAUACAAGAAAUUAAUGACAAAGACUAAUUUUUUUUCAUAACUGAACUGUCGUUUCCAACACCGAUUCCAAUAUUUAGUUUCUAUGUUGCAAACUGAAUAUUUUUGACCACUAUAGUUCUGAACAUUACUAGAAAUGUUGAUUAAAACUAUUAUAUCAUUAGAUUUUUAAAAAAUAAUUCCUGAAAUAAAGAAAUCUUUCAAAAUAUGCA
Molecule: messenger RNA, 1383 nt
Organism: Trachemys scripta elegans
Lineage: Eukaryota; Metazoa; Chordata; Testudines; Emydidae
Gene: MCUB
Product: mitochondrial calcium uniporter dominant negative subunit beta
Exons: 8
Coding region: 173-1201 (342 amino acids)
Biological process (GO): mitochondrial calcium ion homeostasis; calcium import into the mitochondrion
Cellular component (GO): uniplex complex; mitochondrial inner membrane
Molecular function (GO): calcium channel inhibitor activity
Source: RefSeq, a predicted model, not a curated record